GUCCACAAUGCCGGAAGCAUCAACAGUGGCGCAGCCAAGCAUUUUCCGAGGGCGGCUCAAGGAGUAUCAGCUCAAGGGGCUGCAGUGGCUUGUCAAUCUCUACGAGCAGGGUCUGAACGGGAUUUUGGCGGAUGAAAUGGGACUGGGCAAGACCAUUCAAGCCAUGACCUUCCUUGCUCAUCUGGCCGAGGAGAAGGGCAUUUGGGGGCCCUUCCUUGUGGUGGCGCCAGCGUCGGUUCUCAGCAACUGGGCGGACGAGCUUGCACGGUUCCUGCCGGAGUUCAAGGUGCUGCCGUACUGGGGUGGGCUGCCGGAGCGCACAGUGCUGCGCAAGAACAUCCAUCCGAAGAAGCUGUACCGCAAGGACGCGGCCUUCCAUGUGAUGGUGACGUCGUACCAGCUGCUGGUAGCAGACGACAAGUACCUGCGGCGAGUCAAGUGGCAGUACCUCGUUCUGGACGAAGCUCAGGCCAUCAAGAGCGCUGGCAGCAUCCGGUGGCGCACGCUGCUGUCGUUCUCGUGCCGCAACCGGCUGCUGCUGACGGGCACGCCCAUCCAGAACUCCAUGGCGGAGCUGUGGGCGCUGCUGCACUUCAUCAUGCCCACGCUCUUCGACAGCCACGAGCAGUUCAGCGAAUGGUUCUCCAAGGGCAUUGAGGGGCAUGCGGAGCAUGGAGGGCUGCUCAACGAGCAUCAGCUCAGCCGUCUGCACGCCAUUCUGAAGCCGUUCAUGCUGCGGCGGGUGAAGAAGGACGUGGAGACGGAGAUGAGCGGCAAGAAGGAGCUCGUGGUACCGUGCGAGCUGCGCGCGCGGCAGCAGGCGCUGUACCGCGCGGUGAAGAACAAGAUCUCCAUUGCUGACCUGUUUGACAGCGUGGGCGGGCAGAUCAACGAGAAGAAGGUUCUGCACCUCAUGAACCUCGUCAUUCAACUCCGGAAGGUGUGCAACCACCCAGAGCUGUUUGAGCGCAACGAGGCAGCGGCGUAUUUCUACUUUGCCACCAUCUCCCCGCCGCUGCAGCCCCCACCGUUCGGGGAGCUUGACUGGGUGCCGUACAGCGGGCGCCACAACCCCAUCUCGUACACGAUGCCCAAGCUUCUCUACCGAGAAUGCACACCUGCGCUCCCGCCCACCUCCUCUGGUGUGUUCCAGGGCUUCGCAAACAAGUGGCUGUACCACCAACUAUCCAUCUUCUCCCCCCUCCACAUCCACCACUCUCUCUUUCCCCGCUCUCCCCCGUCCUCCUCCCCACCAUCCUCCUCCUCUCCUUCCUCCCCCUCCUCCUCCCCCUCCUCUCUCUCUGCUUCUUCAGCCACUCACCAGUCCCGUCCAGUGCUACGCCUCCCCUCUCCUGCCUCUCCAUCCGCCUCCUCUUACUCUUCCACCCCCGCUGCUAUCUCUCCAUUCGGGUUUCUCCGCCUGUUGAAUCUAGCCCCUUCGGAUGUCUCCUUUCUAGCUCGUGCCACGGCCUUUGAGAGGGCUGUUGCGGGGGAGUUGAUGAGGCAAGCGGGGUGUGCGCAGGUGUUUAUGGGGGAGGGCUCAAUUGACUGGGUGGAUGAUUGGGAGGAGGAUUGGGCGGUUGGGAAGGGGAGGCAUGUUGAGGGGGAGAAAGAGGAGGAGGAAAGGGGGGAGGAGGAGGAGAGGGGAAGAGAGGAGGAGGGGAUGGAAGAGAGGUUGUUGGCUGUACAUAGAUUGUUGUGUGUGAAGCCGAGAGGGCAAGGAGCUUUGUUGAGGAGACGAGAGCACUGGUUACGAAAGGUAGAGGAGAGACGAUUUGGUGACAAAGAGGAGAGGGGUGUGAGGAAGGAGAACCAGGAAGAGGAGAGAGUUAAGGGGGAGGAGGCAGCGAAGGUAGGAGAGGAAGAGGAGGGCGGGAGGGUAGGGGAACGAGGUGAGGGGGGGGCGCGGGUGGAAGGGAGGAGUGGGGAAGAUGUGGAGCGGGGUAACGAAGGAGUAGAUGUUAAGAGAGAGGACGAGGAUGUUGUUAUGGAGGAGAGGAGAGGAGAAGAGGGGAAGGAGAGCGAUAAGGAAGGAGAUCAAGAAAGGGAUAAGGAUAGAGGGGGAGGUGAAGAGACGGAGAAGGAGGUAGAUGGAGAGAAAGAGCGCGGAGAGGAGGCUAUGGAGGUGGAUGGGGAGAAAGCGAGUGAGGACAAGGAGGUGAAGGGAGAGAAAGUUGGAGAUAGGGAGGAAGAGAAAGACGGGGAGAGGGAGAAGGAUGCGGGAAAGCAGGCGAGUGGCAGUAAUGAGGAAGAUGUGAGAAGACGAGAGGUGGAAGGGAGUGUGAAAAUAGAGGAGGUGAAAGAGGAGGCAGAGGGAAGAGGAGAGGGGGAGAGAAUGGGGGGGAUAAAGGAGGGUGGAGUGAAGGAGGAAGAGGACCGUCUCUACAACGCCACGUCACUCAUCCGAGCCACCCGCACCUUCAUGCCCCCCGUACGGGGCCCGCCCAUCGAUUUCCUCUGCCACGACCGCUCGUUCGCGUACCAGCAGCAGCAGCAGCUCUACCCGCCGUGGGCGAUGCGUUUGCUGCUGGGUUUCACGCGUGUGAAUGAGUUCUCUGGGCCGUUUCUACCCGCGGAUCCGGGGAUGGAGUUGCAGCUGCCGCGGCCGCUGCUCGGCGUGCAGUUUGAUGUGGAAGGGUCGUCUCCGCCUAUUCAGAUAUUUGACUUCUCGAAGAUGCUCACGGACUCGGGCAAGCUGCAUCAGCUGGACGUGUUGUUGCGGCGGCUGAGAGCGGAAGGGCACCGAGUGCUGCUGUUCGCACAGAUGACCAAGAUGCUCAACAUCCUCGAGGACUACAUGAGCUAUCGCAAGUACAAGUACCUGCGGCUGGAUGGUUCGUCUACGAUUGUGGAUCGCAGGGAGAUGGUGAAGGACUUUCAGCACAAAUCCGACAUCUUUGUGUUUCUGCUGAGCACGCGCGCGGGCGGGCUGGGCAUCAACCUGACGGCGGCAGACACGGUGAUUUUCUACGAGAGCGACUGGAACCCCACCAUGGACCUGCAGGCCAUGGACCGCGCGCACCGCCUGGGGCAGACGCGCGAGCUCGUUGCAUCUUCUGCUCUUGUAAUCGCCCUCCUCCUCUCCACAUACUCUUCCGUUCCUCCCCCACCAGGUGACGGUGUGUACCGGAUGAUCUGCGGCGGAACGGUGGAGGAGAAGAUAGUGAAGCGCGCCAAUCAGAAGAACACCGUGCAGCAGCUCGUCAUGACGGGGCAGGGCGGCGCUGCAGGCGGAGGGCUGGUGGCGGGGGGCGGUGGCGCGGGCGGCGGAGACGUGUUUGAGGCGGAGGAGGUGGUGUCGCUGCUGCUGGACGAUGCUGAGCUGGAGGCGCAGCUUAAAGCCCAGCAAGAGCAGGCUGCAGCCAAGCAGCACUCUGUAAGUGCCUGUCUGGAGUGGGUGGGGGAUGACGGGGCAGGGCGGCGGGCUGGUGGCGGGCUGGUGGCGGGCUGGUGGCGGGGGGGGGGCGGUGGCGCGGGCGGCGGAGACGUGUUUGAGGCGGAGGAGGUGGUGUCGCUGCUGCUGGACGAUGCUGAGCUGGAAGCGCAGCUUAAAGCCCAGCAGGAGCAAGCGGCUGCGAAGCAGCACUCGGUAGGUGGGGAUGGGGGUGCCUGGGGUGGGGGAAAAGGGUGCAGCAUGUGGAGGAGGUGGUGUCGCUGCUGCUGUUAG
Messenger RNA from Closterium sp. Yama58-4, 3667 nucleotides. The record is from the annotation of a GenBank genome assembly. NCBI's taxonomy places the organism in Eukaryota, Viridiplantae, Streptophyta, Zygnematophyceae, Desmidiales, Closteriaceae.